Calypte anna (Anna's hummingbird) is the source of this 1116-nucleotide messenger RNA. RefSeq names its product histone H2B 5. Gene Ontology annotation, cellular component: nucleosome. The record is from RefSeq and is a predicted model, not a curated record. The coding region runs from base 465 to 845 and encodes 126 amino acids. Gene Ontology annotation, molecular function: structural constituent of chromatin; protein heterodimerization activity; DNA binding. The transcript has a single exon. NCBI's taxonomy places the organism in Eukaryota, Metazoa, Chordata, Aves, Apodiformes, Trochilidae.
CGGCCCACCGGGAACUGCAGCCCAGCCCGCGACGAGCGCGACUUAGCCUUGGCCCGCGCCUUCCCGCCCUGCUUGCCACGGCCGGACAUGAUCGCAGACGACUCAGCAAAGACACCCACAAACUCGACUCCAAUCGACUCGACUGAUUCACUCUCCCGGCGUUCACGCCCACCCGCUUAAUAUAGUGCUCGGUCGGAGUGUGGGCGCCUCCUCUGAUAGGUUGGGAUUGGGGCGUUGUUUCUAUGGCCAAUGGGAAAGCGAAUCGAGCGGUGUCCAAUAGCAAAGCUUGUCGGGGCGUGAAGCCCUGAACGAGCACUUCCAGCCAAUGGCGAUGCGACGCUCUCGAGCAGCUCAUUUGCACAGCGCCGCUAUAAAAGUGGCGCCUGCGCUAGGUAGCAGUACUCGCUGUUUGUGGUGGUGUUGAUAGUUGGUCAUUGAGAGGACCAGGUGUGUGUUUGCUCACGAUGCCUGAGCCAGCUAAGUCUGCCCCGGCGCCUAAGAAGGGCUCCAAGAAAGCUGUUACCAAGACGCAGAAGAAGGGAGACAAAAAACGGCGUAAGAGCCGCAAGGAGAGCUACUCGAUCUACGUGUACAAGGUGCUGAAGCAGGUGCACCCCGACACGGGCAUCUCCUCGAAGGCCAUGGGCAUCAUGAACUCCUUCGUCAACGACAUCUUCGAGCGCAUCGCCGGGGAGGCGUCUCGCCUGGCGCACUACAACAAGCGCUCCACCAUCACCUCGCGGGAGAUCCAGACGGCAGUGCGGCUGCUGCUGCCGGGCGAGCUGGCCAAGCACGCAGUCUCGGAGGGCACCAAGGCUGUCACCAAGUACACCAGCUCUAAAUAAGCUGUGCACCCUGAGUCAGGCCUCCUGAAUCCAAAGGCUCUUUUAAGAGCCACCCAUUUUUUCAGAAAAAGAGCUGUCACGGUCGUGCUUUGUUAAUAUUCUGCCAGGUUUAGCUGCAGAAGAAAAACUACUAUAAACCGAUAAAAGUUGUGUCUAACUGAAGAAGAUACUUUCUUUGAGGUCAUGUAUGCGUUCUGCAUCGGCCUUACUCGAGCAGAGAACGCCGACAGCCAUACACAUAAAAAUUACAAGUAGGCGUGAGUCCCUUUCA